Molecule: messenger RNA, 2196 nt
Organism: Selaginella moellendorffii
Lineage: Eukaryota; Viridiplantae; Streptophyta; Lycopodiopsida; Selaginellales; Selaginellaceae
Product: pentatricopeptide repeat-containing protein At4g02750-like
Exons: 2
Coding region: 68-2173 (701 amino acids)
Molecular function (GO): protein binding
Source: RefSeq, a predicted model, not a curated record
GCAGUGGAAGUUUUGGAUCUGAUGCCCCAGCAAAGCGUUUGCUCGUGGAACACGCUCAUAUCCGGGUAUGCCCAGCUCGGGCAUCACCACCUGGCAAAGCAUCUGUUUGAUUCCAUGCCGGAGCGGGACCGGCUUUCCUGGUACGCGCUCCUGGUGGCCAUUUCCAACACAGGAGAAGUUCUCGUGGAAUGUGAUGCUUGGAGCACUGGCCAAGACGACGGAUCAAACCAGCGCUGCAAAGAUCAUAUUUGAUGACAUCCCCGAGAGAGACAUCGUGUCGUGGAACACUCUACUCCAGGCCUUCGUCCAGAUUGAGUCCACCCACAGUGCUCGCAAGAUUCUCGAGCGAAUGCCGAGCUGGGACGUUGUUUCGUGCACGUCGAUGCUGGCAGCGUAUGCCCAGAAAGGAAACGUUUCAGAUGCAAAGCACUUGUUUGAUUGCAUCCCCGAGCCAAACGUUUACUCCUGGAACGCACUGCUCGUAGCUUACAUCCAGGUCUUUAAUCUCGAGGAAGCGAUCAAUCUCUUUCGGCAGAUUCCCGAGAAGGACGUGAUCUCGUGGAACACGAUGAUCACGGGCUAUGCAAACUCCGGCUUCACGCACGAGGCAGCCAUGGCUUUUCACUCGAUGGAGAGAAGAGAUUCGACGUCGUGGAGCGCUCUAAUCUCUGCGCUGGCACAGAAUGGCGAGCUCGACGAUGGAGAUAUCGCCUUCCAUCGCAUGCCGCAGUGGAAUCUCGCGGCAUGGAACAGCCUUCUCUCCGCGCGAGCCGAGCAGGGAAAGAUGGUCGAGGCGGAGCGGAUGUUCUCUCGAGCUCCAGCUGCGAAUCUUCUCUCGUGGACGGCGAUGGUGGCGGGAUUCGGACACAAUGGUCGAGUGGAAAUGGCUCGAGCAGCGUUUGAGAGGAUGCCCGAGUGGGAUAUCGUGUCAUGGAAUGCGGUGGUCUCGGCGUUCGUCCAGUGUGGCUGUCUCGAAGAAGCUCUCGAGACGUUUUGGAGGAUGCCCGCGCGAGAUCUCGAGUCGUGGAACACGAUGAUCCGAAUUCUCUGUGAAGCAGGAGACCUCGUCCAGGCCGAGAGGAUCUUCGAUGGAAUGGCGCUGCGAAACGUUGUGUCCUGGACGACGCUACUCACCGGACAAGCUCAGAGAGGCCACACGAAGGAAGCGCGAGAGAGAUUCGCGAGAAUGCCACAGCACAGCUUUGUCACCUGGAACUCCAUGCUCGUCGCUUACUCGAGCUCCAACCAGAUCGAUCUCGCCGAAGAGGUGUUUUGCUCGAUGCCAAAGCACGACACCGUCUCGUGGAACACCAUGAUCGCGGGAUACUCGAGCAGCGACCAUAUGGAUCGAGCUCUGGCUUUGCUCAAUCUCAUCCCACACCAGAGUUCUCGAUCGUGGAACACCGUGCUCAAUGGAUACGUCACAAACGCCCAUAUCCGAGAGGCUGGAAUACUCUUCGAGAGAAUGCCGCACAAGGACGUGGUUUCGUGGACAAUAAUGGUGGUGGGCUUCUCUCAAAGCGGCCAAGUUGGCCAUGCAAAGAGAGUGUUUGAUCAAAGCGUGGAGAGGGACGUGGUAUCUUGGGCAGCUAUGGUGAGUGUAUAUGCCCAGAAUGGGUAUCUUGAGGAAGCCAGAGAGAUGUUUAUAAACAUGACCAAGUGUAAAGUUUCAAUGGACUCUCCCUACCAUGGAAGCGAGCACGUCGAGAAAGCCUGUAACUCUUUGCUCGCAGCAUUCGCCCACAACGGCCAUGCAAAGCUCGCCAUCACUUUCUUUCACGAGAUGAACUUGGAAGGAGCAAAGCCGGACGAAGUCUCGUUCGUGAUCGUUCUCGCCGCUUGCACCCACAUUGGCCUGCUCGAGAGCAGUCGGAGUUUCUUCGUCUCUCUCCACCAGGAUUUUGGAGUGGAGCCUCAAAAGGAGCACUACUGCUGCAUGCUGGAUGCGUUUUGCCGGGCCGGGCAGCUCGAGAAUGCCGAGAAACUCAUCGAGAGCAUGCCAUUUCUUCCGGAUAAGGUAGCCUGGGGGACGCUCCUGGCAGCUUGCCAGAACCACCGUGACAUGGAGCGAGCAUCGAAAGCAGCGGCUGUGCUAAGCGUCAUGGAGAUGGAUGCCUCACCGUAUGUGAUCCUGUCCAACGUUUACGUUCUCGGCAAUAGCAAAAAGAUUUAAUAACCUUGAUAGACAUUGCUCCU